Molecule: messenger RNA, 2715 nt
Organism: Phytophthora megakarya
Lineage: Eukaryota; Oomycota; Peronosporomycetes; Peronosporales; Peronosporaceae
Source: the annotation of a GenBank genome assembly
AUGAUUCAUGAUGAACCUGUUCCUUUGGGUAUUCGACCACCAUUGCCUCCAGAUCCUGAAGAGAAACCUGAAUUCAAGUUAAACCCCGGGGAACGGAGACAGAUAUUACUUGACACCGGAACGACUGUGAGUAUGAUCAGUUUGGACCUUGCGCGUAGGCGCAAGAUCAAGUUAAACUCACAGAAGCGGGUCAAAGUGUCAGAACUAGGUGGCGUCCCGAGCUAUAUCACUUCGAGUGCACAAAUCAAGAUCACUUUGGGAUGGCGAGUUGUGUACGUCAUGGAUGUUUGGGCAACGAACAUUGGAGAAGGAAUGCAUGUGCUUUUAGUGAUAGCUUUAUGUGCUGGGGUGCGCCUAGGUAUUCGUGAAGGAAUGGUUGGUCUCCCGGAUGAAGAAUCUAUUCUGAUGUACGGAUAUAUAAACGAAAGCGUGAAUACCAGGAUAUCCCAGUCUGCCUCCUUCGAGGAUUGCAUUUGCGACCCGGAGAAUAUGCAAAUGUGGCCAUCCGAUAUGGCCAGUGUCGUCCGCUCUAAGAUGUUGUAUGGGCAGGAAGAGAGAACCAAUGGGUCACCCAAAUUGUUGACGGCGCACGAUCUGGUCAACAUCUCGGACCGGGACUGGGGGAUCGAGCCUAGGACACCUGUUGCUCGGAUUGCAGAGUAUGAGAAUAUCCCCAUAGUUGGACAGUUCGUGCGUCCUGGAUUACGGAGAUACAUGGAAUGGCAACAGAUUAUCCAGGAGAACACAGUGUCCCCGAAAGCCAGGGUACACCAGGAAACAUACGAACAGAUGUUUCGGGAUGCUGCUCCGCCUGCAGUUAUGGCUCCUCGAUACAGGCCAAAGGAACCCGAGCGAGCCCAGGUCAGAAGAAAGUGUUACAAUCGCAAAGAAACAUCGACGUUGUAUAAUGCUAAACUUAGGGCAUACUCCCCGAGUGUGAUUGGUUCACUCAUGGCUGUUGAAGUUUCACCUGAAGUUACCACCCUGGGUGCCAAUGCUCAGGAUAGCGGAGAGGUUGCCAAUUCGAGAUCCUGUAGUGAAGGCGUUGAUGAAAUGUUUCAGGAAUCUGAAUGCGACGCAUUCCAGGAUGACCCAAGCGAGGAAGACGAGGAUUUCGAGAUACCUUUAUUUGCUAGGCCUGGAACACCACUCGCACGACUUGACGCAGCGUGCCAGAUUUCGAUUUGGGACCAGCGGUCUAUAUAUUCUGAAGGGAGCGAGCUCAUUUCUAAGUUGAAAGAUCAGUUGGUUAUGCUACUUGACUUGGAUGGUCUCUCUCCUGAAUGUGAUAUUGAAACUGUGAAUAAUGAAGAACCUGGCGAGAGUACAGUAGCUCAGGAGAAGCAGCUGAAGGCCGUCCUGGAAAGGCAUCGGAAGAUCUUCUUAGGUGAUGGGAAUGCUGCCCCGCCACCGGCGACAGGUGUCAUCUGCGAUCUAGAUGUGGGUGACGCCAAGCCAGUGGCACAAAGACCACGGCCGGUCGUACUCAAGAAAACCGGAGUGGAUAUUCGGAUGUAUAUCAACUAUCGGGUCGUGAACAGCUUCAUUCAGUUCUCGAAUUACCCACUGCCACUGAUUGAUGAUCCUAUCACUGGAUUCGAGGGAAUGAGCCGGUUCAUGAGUCUCGACAUGGUGAGCGGCUUUUGGGCAGUUCAAAUGACCGAGAGGGCUAAGCCGAUCUCAGCAUUCACUGACCCAUUCGGGCAUUUUCAGUGGGUACGUGUGCCUUUCGGGUUGAAAAACGCCCCUAUAAUUUACCAACAGAUGAUCAAUAAUUGUCUAUGGGGAUUUGUACGGUUAUCGCCCGAAGAGGAAGCACUUGUGGAUCAGGAUGUGUUAGACUACCUGAAGUUGGGCCCUCAUUCGCCAAGUGAUGAAAUGGAUGCAGAACGCAGUAUGAUACCGCUAGUGGAGCAAAUGACGGUUUUCAGGCGCAAUAUCCCCGCGCCAUCUAAAAAAGUUAGUAUAUUGAUGACAUCGCGCAUGGGGCGGCCACGUGGGAUCAACUAUGUGGCGAUUUGGAUGCGCUGCUCUAUCGGUUACGGUACUGGGCUUGCCCAAGAACGAAUUCGGGAAGCGUGUCAUACCAAUUUUGGUGUCGAAGGAAUACGUACAACCCCGAAAAUCGUAAAAGACAUUCAGGAGCUACCAUUUCCGUCUACUCUGAAAGGAGUCCAGUCAUUCCUAGGCAGCCUGAAUUAUUACCACAAAUUCAUUGAAGAUUAUGCCGUGGUAGCUGCGUCACUCUAUGAGUUGACAGACGAUCAAGUGCGCGCGGGACGAGGCUUGUCUCGAGCGAAGGAAUCCUUUGAGAUCCUGAAAAGGAAGAUUUAUCAUAUUGCUGAGAAGGAAGUUCUGGCUGUGCGAGUUCUCCAUGUUUUCAAGAACCUGAUCGAAGGAUGUCCUUUGAUAAUCUACACCCGACAUUCAAUGCUGAAGUGGGUCAUCAAUUCCAAGACCGCCAAAGGUCGUCUAGUGCCAUGGGGCGUCGCCCUCUCACAGUAUGAUCUCGAAAUUAGGAAGGUUUGUCGACAUGAGGAUCGAUUGGCCGCCAUUAUGGGUGCAGGCAUUACUCCCAGGGAGCACUUGGACGAAGUUGCGACGAAGUUGCCGAAGUACUCGUUCCAACCAAGGAACGCGUCAUACUGCCUCCUGUUGUGCGUGUCGAAAUGCUCUCAGAAGAGUACUCCGGAGCAAGCCUUAGACGAGCCCGCG